This is a messenger RNA of Apodemus sylvaticus (European woodmouse), 489 nucleotides long. RefSeq names its product transmembrane protein 92-like. Gene Ontology annotation, cellular component: nucleoplasm. The coding region runs from base 1 to 489 and encodes 162 amino acids. The record is from RefSeq and is a predicted model, not a curated record. The transcript has 5 exons. Lineage: Eukaryota; Metazoa; Chordata; Mammalia; Rodentia; Muridae.
AUGAAGGACAACUGUGUUGUGGGCACACUCACCUUGAUCUUUGGCCUGCUUUCCAGUCUCCAAGGAGUAAGCACCAAUGAGGGUGUAAACACAUGUGACAGCUUAAGCUGCCCCAAAGGAUUCACAUGCUGUGACAAUGAAUGCUGCCCAGAAAGAAAUGUCUGGGAUCCUGCAAAUGACCCCUUCAGAGUCCUGUUCAUCAUCUUAUUAGUCACGGUCGCCAUAUUUUGCAUCUGUGGGCUAGUGGAGUACUUCUGUCCCAAUUGUAGAAGAGAGCAGGAUGAUAUCAGAACAGGGGAUCAACAGACUACCAGAGAACCACCCUCUAUUGCUCUCCUAGGGAGCAUUUGGGUCACCUCCUUGGAUCCCCUACCAUGCUACAGUCCGGUUGUUCUGAAUCCAACUCCCACAGAACCACAUCCUCACUACAGCCUCAGGCCUGAGGGCCCUGCUGGUCAGAUGAGAGGGAAAGCCUAUGCAACCCUGUGA